Messenger RNA from Pelecanus crispus (Dalmatian pelican), 1217 nucleotides. Lineage: Eukaryota; Metazoa; Chordata; Aves; Pelecaniformes; Pelecanidae. The record is from RefSeq and is a predicted model, not a curated record.
AUGGCGGCUAACAACCGCGACACAGCACAGGUAACGAGAAGCUAUGAGCAGGCGGCGCCUGCCCCUGAGGCGGCGUGGGCUUUAAAGGGGCGCAGGGCUUGGCAGCGGGGCGGGCGCGCACGCCCCGUCCCGACCGUGUCCCAUUUAAGCAGCCGCGCGGCCCACGGUAGGGGUUCGCCAUCUCCUGCAGGCGGGGCCGAGUACCCCAGGGUCCUCUCUCCGGCUGGGAGGGACUUCGGGAGGCCUGAGGCUGGACAGCGAACCGGCAGCGGCCUUGCCGUUUGGGAAUUGUUCAUGACUCUAAGUCGUCACAACUUGAACAUCAGUCAGCAGUGCUGUGCUUUAUCAAACAUGCUAGAGCGUAUGGGAGCAUCACCUGGACAAGGCUUGAAAUACCUGUCCUGUUUUUUUGUGAUGCUUCUGAUGGUUUUUAAUUUAUUUUUAAUUUAUUUUUAGGAGAAGUUACAUCCAAGAAAUCUUAUCCCAGAGCUUUGUAGACUGUUUUAUGGUUUAGGCUGGGUAACAGGAACUGGUGGAGGAAUCAGCUUGAAACAUGGGAAUGAAAUCUACAUCGCUCCUUCAGGAGUCCAAAAGGAAAGAAUACAGCCAGAAGAUAUGUUUGUUUGUGACAUGAACGAACAGGACAUCAGUGGUCCUCCACCACACAAGAAACUAAAGAAAAGCCAGUGCACACCUCUUUUUAUGAAUGCCUACACCAUGAGAGGGGCAGGUGCAGUGAUCCAUACUCAUUCCAAGGCUGCUGUUAUGGCUACCCUUCUUUACCCAGGGAGUGAGUUCAGUAUUACUCAUCAGGAGAUGAUAAAAGGAAUCCAGAAGUGUACUUCAGGAGGCUAUUACCGAUAUGAUGAUAUGCUAGUGGUUCCCAUUAUUGAGAAUACACCAGAAGAGAAGGAUCUCAAAGAAAGAAUGGCACGUGCAGUGGAAAAAUACCCAGACUCUUGUGCUGUAUUGGUCAGACGUCACGGAGUUUACGUAUGGGGAGAAACUUGGGAAAAAGCCAAAACGAUGUGUGAGUGUUACGAUUACUUGUUUGAUAUCGCAGUGCAGAUGAAGCACCAUGGGCUAGAUCCUUCAAAACAUCCAGCAGGAGAAAACGGGAUCUUGUAAAUGACAACAACAUUUAUAUUCAGGUUUCUUACAUGGUGAUGGGAGUUCCAGAUUCCACCUCAGGCUAUUAAAACCAGAAGGGGGUGCUG